GCGCACUGCGGGGAUGGACGGCGAGCGGGCGUCGGAGGCGCGCUCCGCCGAGCUGGCCGGGGAGAGUCCGCGGGGCGGCGCCGCGGGCCCGGGCGGCAGCGGCUCCUCCAGCCUGCUGCAAGCCGACGUGCUGGAUCUGGACGAGGACGAGGACGACCUGGAGGUGUUCAGUAAGGAUGCCUCCUUGAUGGACAUGAGCUCCUUCAGCCCUAUGAUGCCAACAUCCCCUUUAUCAAUGAUAAACCAAAUCAAGUUUGAAGAUGAGCCAGAUUUAAAGGAUCUCUUCAUUACAGUUGAUGAACCUGAAAGCCAUGUUACCACAAUCGAAACUUUCAUUACUUACAGGAUUGUAACUAAGACAUCGCGUGGGGAAUUUGAUUCCAGUGAAUUUGAAGUCAGGAGACGCUAUCAAGAUUUCCUUUGGUUGAAGGGGAAACUGGAAGAAGCAUAUCCCACUCUGAUUAUUCCCCCAUUGCCAGAAAAGUUUAUAGUGAAAGGAAUGGUAGAGCGUUUCAACGAUGACUUCAUUGAGACCCGCAGGAAGGCACUGCAUAAAUUUUUGAACAGAAUUGCUGAUCAUCCAACUUUAACGUUUAAUGAAGACUUCAAGGUUUUCCUCACCGCACAAGCCUGGGAACUGUCAUCUCACAAGAAGCAAGGCCCUGGCCUGCUGAGCAGGAUGGGACAAACGGUCAGAGCUGUCGCAUCCUCCAUGAGAGGAGUGAAGAACAGGCCGGAGGAGUUCAUGGAAAUGAACAACUUCAUCGAAAUGUUUAGCCAGAAAAUUAAUUUAAUUGAUAAAAUAUCUCAGCGAAUUUACAAGGAAGAAAGGGAAUAUUUUGAUGAAAUGAAAGAAUACGGCCCUAUUCAUAUUCUGUGGUCAGCCUCAGAGGAAGACCUGGUUGAUACACUGAAAGGUGUAGCCAGCUGCAUUGACAGGUGCUGUAAGGCCACCGAGAAGCGGAUGACUGGCCUCUCUGAGGCCUUGCUCCCUGUCAUCCAUGAGUAUGUGCUUUACAGUGAGAUGUUAAUGGGUGUUAUGAAAAGAAGAGACCAAAUACAAGCAGAACUGGAUUCCAAAGUUGAAGCUUUGACCAACAAAAAGGCUGAUGCUGGUCUGAUCCUCAAUAGGAAUCCCAUAACAGAGCAAGUGAGUGAGAGAGAGAAGAUUGUGUCAGGAUAUUCUCCCAGGCCAGAAGCCUAACUCUUGGGUUCUGAUGCACCAGGUCCAACCAACGGCCAAUUCCAGAAGCGAAUGGCAGUAACAAUGGAAAAAGAAAUCGUUUUUAUUAUGGCUUCACAAAGAGAAAACUGAAUCUAACAUCUGAAAGUCAGUCCUAGAGUGGCUAACAACAAACAGCAUGGAUUUUGUGGCAAGGUGUGUGUGCUCACACAGUUGGCCAUCUUAGACAGGAUGUGGCUUGGCUGGCAUUAUCUCCGGAUCAGUUAGGUGAGGUCUUGUCAAUGAUAAAAAUGUUCCUGCUUGCCUCUGGGUGGUUUCCAGUCUUGUCAUAGGUGAUUUAUCCACAGACCUGUUGGUCCAAGAUGACUACAGGAGAAAACUACAAGAUGACUACAGUGCAAGUCUAAACUUUUUUCCAACUUUUAAGUUGCACAUUGGACAUCUGCAGGCCCAAGUAGAGAGUCGGUGGUUUAACAAGAACAACCUCUGGAGAGUCCCUACUUCUCACACUACAGCUUUUCAUAAUCAUCACAGUAUAUCAGUUAUCACUCUGCAACUAGCAUUUUAGUGGUUAAAUGCUUGAGUCCCAGGCAUGUUGUUUACUCAUUAUAGAAAAUAGUCCAAACCGGGCAUGGUGGCACACGCCUGUAGUCCCAGCACUUGGGAGGCAGAGGCAGGCGGAUCUCUGUGAGUUCAAGGCCAGCCUGGUCUACA
Messenger RNA from Nannospalax galili (Upper Galilee mountains blind mole rat), 1897 nucleotides. RefSeq names its product sorting nexin 7 (gene Snx7). Gene Ontology annotation, molecular function: phosphatidylinositol binding. NCBI's taxonomy places the organism in Eukaryota, Metazoa, Chordata, Mammalia, Rodentia, Spalacidae. Bases 14 to 1204 code for a protein of 396 amino acids. The record is from RefSeq and is a predicted model, not a curated record. The transcript has 8 exons.